AUGGCUGGAUUAGCGCCGUUCCCGAAAUUUGAUGUGUACGGGGAGGAAACAUCCCUUGGCACAAGAUGGACUAAAUACGUGACAAAGUUGGAAAAUUUGUUCACAGGACUUAGCAUUGACUCCAAAAAACGGAGGAAAGCGCUAUUACUUCACUAUGCCGGAGAUGAAGUAUUCGAAAUAUACGAAACAUUGAAUCUUGGAGACAGCGAUUCAAACUACGAUGACGUCAAGCAAGGGUUAACAGGCUAUUUCCAACCGAAGAAAAACAGAGAGUUCGAGCGGUUCGAAUUUAGGAACCUAAAACAACAUCACGCCGAAACAAUAGACCAAUUUGCAACUUGCCUCCGCCACAAGGCAGACAAUUGUGAAUUUUCGGACAAAGACGGUGAAAUAAAGAGCCAAAUCAUCCAAGGCUGCGUGUCAAAGAAACUACGACUUAAAUGUCUGGAAGAAGACAAGCCGCUUAAAGAUAUUUUAACAAUGGGAAGAACAAUGGAAAUUGCGGACAGACAAGCCAAAGCAAUGGAACCGCAAUACAGCGACGUAAAUAAAAUUAAAGUCACACCGCAACACACAAAAUCGCAACAUGCAAAUUAUAGUUAUCCACCCUCAGCACAAAGAAAACGUCAACAACAGUCACAAUCAAGACAAACGUGCAGAAACUGUGGCGGCAUAUAUCCACAUCAGACCAAGUGCCCAGCCUACGGAGCGACAUUGGAAACUAAAUCAAAAGUGACAGCAGCAGAAUUUCACAUUGUUCAGGGAUCAUCAGUGACAUUAAUCAGUUACCUUUCAUCUGUUGAACUCGGUAUUGUGCCAGUAAUAAACUCAGUGAACAGUAACAAAUACGAGGAAUUAUGUGACAAAUAUCAGUCCGUGUUCACUGGUUUAGGCAAAUUAAAAGACAAACAAAUCAAGUUCCAUGUUGACGAAAACGUCGUGCCUAUAGCACAACCAGCUAGAAGAAUUCCAUUCCACGUGCGAGAAAAAGUGGAACAGGAAAUAAUACGACUAGAACAGCAAGAUGUCAUUGAAAAGGUGGACGGGCCGACACCUUGGGUUUCGAACAUUGUUGUAGCACCAAAGCCAAACGCUCCAGACCAAAUAAGGCUUUGUGUAGAUAUGAGAAAAGCAAAUCAAGCAUUGAAACGCGAGCGUCAUGUAGUGCCUACAACUGAUGACAUAAUCCUGGAAUUAAACGGAUCAAAGGUGUUCUCCAAAGUGGAUUUUAAUAAAGGAUUUCACCAGCUUGAGCUGUCCGAGGAGUCACGCAACAUGACAGUGUUUGCAUCGCAUGUCGGAUUAUACAGGUACAAACGACUGAAUUUCGGUGUAAGCGUAGCGCAAGAAAUAUUCCAGAAUGAAAUACGACAAGUGCUUACAGGUCUCGAGGGAACAUUGAACAUAUCGGAUGACAUUAUAAUACACGCACCAAACCGUGACGAACAUGAUCGGAGACUCGUAGCCGUACUGCAACGAAUGUAA
This is a messenger RNA of Mya arenaria, 1485 nucleotides long. RefSeq lists its product as uncharacterized. Lineage: Eukaryota; Metazoa; Mollusca; Bivalvia; Myida; Myidae. The transcript has 2 exons. The coding region runs from base 1 to 1485 and encodes 494 amino acids. The record is from RefSeq and is a predicted model, not a curated record.